AUGAGGAACCAACUGAAGAACUCAAGAACGGAAUGUAAAGAGCUCGAGUCUAAGAUUUCAAGUGUCAGGUUCGAGUUUGAUGAAGCUAAACUAAGACUGCUGGGUAGCCUUGAUGAGGCCAAACAAAGUGGCAAAGUUCUUGCCAGUGAGCUCUCAGCUUCAAAAGAGCUGCUGAAGAAAACUAGGGAGGAGCUGCAGACUUUUUCUCAUGAGCUGACAUCUAUGAUAGAAAACCGUGAUAGCCUUCAAAGGGAAUUGGUAGAUGUUUAUAAAAAAGCAGAAACCACGGCCAACGAUUUGAAAGAAGAGAAAGUUAUUGUUUCUUAUUUAAAGAAAGAACUGCAGGCUCUGGAGAAGCAUAUCUUGAAGGAUAAAGAAGCAAGAAAAUCACUUGAAACAGACCUGGAAGAGGCUAUCAAGUCACUUGAUGAGGUGAACCAAAAUAUAUUGAAACUUUCUAUGGAUCUCGAAAGUGCUAAUGCUAAAAUAUCUGGUCUCGAGGAUGAGAAAAUGGUUCUCUAUAGAACACUUACACAGCAGAAGCAUGCGUCCAAAGAAGCCCAAGAAAACAUGGAAGAUGCUCAUAAGCUUGUGAUGUCACUUGGCAAGGAAAGGGAUAGUUUGGAAAAGCAAGUGAAGAAACUCGAGGACGAACUGGCAUCCGCUAAGGGAGAAAUACUACGGUUGAGGAGUCAAAUAAGUUCAUCCGAAGUUCUAGUAAACGAUAAGCCUAGGCAGAGAGAUGAAAGUGAAGCUGAAGCAAUGGUGACGGCCAGUGCAAGGAAAACUACUACCAGGAGGAGAAAAAGUAGCUCAAAAUGAGGUAGACGAUUAACCAUCCUGAGCUAUAAUAUACUCUUAUCAUGGAUUUGAUUGUUGCGUAUUAAUUUUUCGCAAUAUCUUUGUAUUGUUGUGAUAUAAAUCUAAAGCUGACGG
Messenger RNA from Hibiscus syriacus, 936 nucleotides. Its product is annotated as MAR-binding filament-like protein 1-1. The transcript has 2 exons. The record is from RefSeq and is a predicted model, not a curated record. Lineage: Eukaryota; Viridiplantae; Streptophyta; Magnoliopsida; Malvales; Malvaceae. Bases 1 to 822 code for a protein of 273 amino acids.